AUGAGCGCGAGCAUCAAAAGUGCGGCCCAAUGGCGUGCUUUAGACAAAGCUAAACUCUAUCUAUGCUGCGGGGCGACUUCAUGCCAUCGCAUGACACAAGAAAUAUUUGAAAGUGCAUGGAACCAACUUGGUUCAAUGUUGUACAUGUUGCACUCUAGGGACACACAAGAAAGCACUACAACCAAGGAAGAUGAUGUGGUGAAACUACAAUUUUUGGCAAAUUCUGAUACUAGCAUUGCAGUGAUUUGUGGUAGCAAAGAUUGCUUCGUAAAUUUCCAAUGCCAUAAUCUAUACAACUUUGAUGGGGAUUGA
Molecule: messenger RNA, 312 nt
Organism: Plasmopara halstedii
Lineage: Eukaryota; Oomycota; Peronosporomycetes; Peronosporales; Peronosporaceae
Exons: 4
Coding region: 1-312 (103 amino acids)
Source: RefSeq, a predicted model, not a curated record